UCCAGCUAUCCAUACUUGUUCCACCAGCCCCGAAAUCUCUAUCAAAAUGAUGAAAAUUACCCUCUGCGCUUUAGCCGCUUUUGCGCUAGUUUGCGCUUUGCCCCAAGACCCAUCGCAGGCGCAAGCGCAGCCGCCCGUACAAAUCGUCAAACAAGAUUCAGAAGUCGAUGUUAAUGGAUACAACUUUGAGUUUGAGACCAGUGAUGGAACGUCAAGACAAGAGCAAGGAGAGUACAAGAACGACACUGAUCAGCAAGGUCUAUCCGUGAAAGGCAGCUACAAGUACGUCGCUCCUGAUGGUCAGCAAAUAUCCGUGACCUUCGUAGCCGACAAGAACGGAUACCAGCCAUCUGAAAGCACCGGUGAUAACCAACCUGCUGCCCCGGCCCAAGCUUGAAAUCCUACGAUCAUAUCAAUAAGUGCUUAAUACCAAAUAUGAUAUCCAAUACUCAGUAGCGGACUGUACAUAAUCAAUCACAAACGCGAUCAGUGUCAUCAUCAAAUAUUUUGUGAUCAGAUCAGAUCAGUAUCCAUUCAAUCUUGAUAGCGACCAAUGAUUUUAAACACCGAACGUUUGAGAUUGACUGUGUACAGCUGGCUUAAAACAUCUUAAAACUGUAUAACUAUAAUACAUCUUCCAAACAACACCUUUGUUUGCUGUAACUAAGCUUCAAAGCUAAGUUCUGUGCGUCUGUCGCAUUGUAGUCAAAAUUGACAUGAAACGUAUU
Bicyclus anynana (squinting bush brown) is the source of this 728-nucleotide messenger RNA. It is a transcript of the gene CPR24, whose product is annotated as endocuticle structural glycoprotein SgAbd-5-like. NCBI's taxonomy places the organism in Eukaryota, Metazoa, Arthropoda, Insecta, Lepidoptera, Nymphalidae. Gene Ontology annotation, cellular component: chitin-based extracellular matrix. The record is from RefSeq and is a predicted model, not a curated record. The coding region runs from base 47 to 397 and encodes 116 amino acids. Gene Ontology annotation, molecular function: structural constituent of chitin-based larval cuticle. The transcript is spliced from 3 exons.